Messenger RNA from Mercenaria mercenaria, 2082 nucleotides. RefSeq lists its product as uncharacterized. The transcript has 6 exons. The record is from RefSeq and is a predicted model, not a curated record. Lineage: Eukaryota; Metazoa; Mollusca; Bivalvia; Venerida; Veneridae. The coding region runs from base 127 to 861 and encodes 244 amino acids.
UUAACCUUUUAAUGAUGUAGACGAAGCAAUAUAAUAAGCUUUUCGUUGAUACGCAUUCAUCCAGGUGUUACUUUGAUUAUCAAGCUUUACCUGUUUGAAUAGUUACUCGGUUUGAUAUUUAGCAAGAUGGAGUUUAAUAUGAUGUUUGCUGUAUGUGUUGCAGUGUUAGCUGGAAUAGAUGCUGGGUAUGUGGAUACAUGUGCAAGUACACCGACACAAAACUGUUCACUUUUCUCCUACAAAUCGGAUCUUGUUUCGGCGCAAGACCUAAGGAAUCAGAAUAUGACGUCUGGCGGAUGGACAAUGAUUUAUGGCUCCGAAUUCGCUUUGAAACAAAGUUACGGGAAAUGCAAUUAUAAAUGGAUUCCCAUGGAAUCAGACAAUGUCAUCAAAAGGCAGCACAUUUGCUACAAUAACGAUCUUAAAAGAUGUGAAAGUUUUGAUGCUUUUGUAACAUGGGUUGAUGAUGAAUGUGGCAGAGUAAAAGAGAUUGAAGUCAAUAACACAAUGACAGGGACUUUCUUCAGUCAGGAUGUGCAGCAGUAUUUACUGUACUAUAUGUGUUUCAAUCAAACAAGUGCAGGUGCUUGUGCUGUCCGGUAUUUAGACAUCAUAGUGAAAGACUACCGAUAUAAAGAUUCCCUAGACAAGGAACUUGACUUAAAAGGAAUGCCAUGGCAUCUCUUAUCUGCUGAUUUAAAGAACAACUUUGGAUUUGAGUUUUCGAGCCAAGAAAUUAAUUUCCAUUGGAAAGGACCAGAGUGUAAUUUUGAUGGAACAAUAGUAACGGAUGAUGUAAGUCGACCGAGGAUCGCCUACUACAUGCUGCACAUUAUGUUGAUCCUCACAUAUUCGUUUUAAUCUAAAAGCUAUGUAUAUCAACACAUUUCGUAUCGUACCUUUUUAAAACUAUUAAGAGCAGCAGCUUCAGCGUAUGAACAUUACUUAGUAUGUUAGUUGUAAGUGUGUUAUUACCACGUAUGAUAAUAUUUGUUGUUGUUGAACUAUAUUUGUAUAUAUCUGUGUUAUAAGAGGGCCUCAUGCAAGAUUAGCGUCAGCUAAAUGAGUUACCCUCUAUAAAUAAAGAGUUUACUUACUUACUUACUUAUUUACUUACGUGGCCUUAUUGGGAUCUACAAGUUUUAUAUGAGAUAUGUAUGUGCCAUGUUAUUUGCCAUUUUUCUUUAUUCAAACUACACCUCCGGAUGAAUAUUUGCCGGGAUAGCGUCGAGGAGUUUUACCUCUAGAAGAUUGUUUACCAGAGCAGCAUUACUGAGUUUACAUCUGGAAGGUUAUUUUCCGUAAGAGUCUUAGGAGUUUUACAUUUGAAUAAGAACUUGUCCAUUUAACUAUUAUCAACCAUGACUUGUCACAUGUGACAUUUUAUUCGUACCUUUGUACUUUACAAGAGUAAUUCAAUUUCUGAAACUAACAUUAAAAGCUACAUCAGGAGUGUAGAAGGUCACAAAGUUGUCAGGAAUUGGAAAUUCGGAGGGAUAAUGUAACAAUAUAAUUAUCAUUCUAACACGACCCGAUUCAUUUUCCUAUUAAACAAAGAAGGCUGAAAAUUGUGUGUUAUUAUACAACAAAUUAUUUUUCUGACGUCACAAUAAUUACGUAAAAUCGUCAGGCGGCAUAGCGGCACGCUGGAAAAGAAACCAAACAUAAAACAGGGUAGAAAAUAACUUGUACGAUUAUUAUUAUUAUUAUUAUUAUUAUUAUUAUAUAUUAUUAUUAUUGUUGCCGUUGUAUGUUAUGUAGAUUUCAAAAGCCGCUUAAACUUUUAAAAAUAAGUUCAUCUUGGAUGUAUCAAAAUGCCCGGCUUUUGGCGAAGUGAGUCGAAUUCAUUGUGUAGUUUUACGUAACAGAUUUAAACAAUAUUUUUUCUUGUUCAGUAACUUACAGUAAUGUUCUGAAACAAAAAUAUCCAAAUAUCUAUAUAUUGAAUAUGGGACUUUAACAUAAAAUUAUUUGCUUGUUAAGACUAUAUUACCAUUUGUAACUUAUUAUUACGGAUGAUUGGCCUGCUUGUACGAAAGUGUUUAUUGUUAGUGAAAAUGGAAACAUUAAAAAUAAAAUACC